UAGAUAUGCAUCGCCACGGGAGAAAAAUCAGUUUGCUGGAAAAGAAAAAAAAAAAUCAGCUUUUCCGCGCUUGUCACGGAGAUCCGGGAUCAGAAUGUCGUGCAUUAAGCCCGCAAAGAAGCAGAGACGAGAGAGAGAGAGAGAGAGGCGAUAGGGAGAUUAGGGUUUGAGUUAUUGUCUCUCUAGAGAGAGACAGCCAGAGUAGAACUGGAAGGUGGCAAGCUGCAAGGGAGUUCUUUUCAGGAUGCAGGUAGCUGCCACUACCUGGCUUCUCUUUGUCAGUUCCGUUCUCGUGCUUGCCGCUCAUGUGGCCUCUGCUGUGUCUAAUGAACCAUUUGCAAUUCGCAUUAGUUGUGGUGCUCGUGAGGACAUCCGGACCAAACCAACAAAUACUUUAUGGUAUCGAGACUUUGGUUACACCGGUGGAAGAUAUACAAAUGCAUCACGUACAAGUUCUAUUGUUCCACCGCUUAAAACACUUCGCCACUUUCCUCUAUCUGAUGGUCCAGAAAAUUGUUACAACAUCAACAGAAUUCCUAAUGGGCACUAUGCUGUGAGGAUAUUCUUUGCAUUAGUGGCAGAUGCAGACCUACAAAAUGAGCCAGUUUUUGAUAUUUCUGUAGAUGGCACUCUGACAUACUCCAUGAAACCAGGCUGGAGUAACCAUGAAGACCAGUCGUUUAUGGAAGCACUGAUAUUUGUGAAAAAGAGAAGUUUAUGUGUUUGUUUCCACAGCACUGGUCAUGGAGAUCCUUCUAUCCUUUCUAUCGAAAUUCUUCAAGUAGAUGUCAAUUCUUAUAAUUACGGUCGACCAAGGAGCAAUUUAAUGGUGCUUCGAACCGCCAAGAGAUUAAGUUGUGGAUCUGGAAAGGCUGCCUUUGAUGAAGACUAUAAUGGAGAUCAUUGGGGUGGUGAUAGAUUUUGGCUUGGUGCUUUAUCUUUUAGCCAAGGCUCUGAUCAAUCUAUCUCAACGGAACAAAGCAUAGCGGAAGCAUCGCUUCCGCCUAACUUUUAUCCAAAAAAGCUUUAUCAGUCGGCAAUCAUAAGCACCGACCGGCAACCUGAUCUAACAUUUGAAAUUGAUGUGGAUCCAAGUAAAAAUUACUCAAUAUGGUUUCACUUUGCAGAGAUUGAUCCUAGAGUGACAAAUGAAGAAGAAAGGGUGUUUGAUAUAUUGGUGAAUGGUGAUGUUAUUUUUGAGAAAGUUGAUAUUAUUCGCAUGACUGGAGAAGGUCAUACUGCACUAGUCCUAAAUAGGACUGUUUCUGUUAGUGGAAGGACUUUAACAAUUAUUUUGCACCCUACGAAAGGGUAUGCCAUUAUUAAUGCUAUUGAAGUGCUUGAGAUUAUUCCAUCAGAGCUUAGAACUUUAGCAGAGGAAGUCAGCACUUUGCAAACUUUAAAGGCAUCACUGGGUCUUCCACUUCGUCUUGGCUGGAAUGGUGAUCCAUGUGUUCCCCAACAACAUCCCUGGAGUGGAGUGGACUGCCAAUAUGACAAGAAGAGUGUGAGAUGGGUCAUAGAUGGCCUUGGACUUGAUAACCAAGGUUUAAAGGGCUUUUUGCCGAGUGAUAUAUCCAAGUUAAAACAUCUGGAGAGCAUAAACUUGAGUGGAAACAGCAUCCAAGGAAGCAUUCCAUUCUCUAUUGGCACCAUUGCUGGAUUGCAGACAUUGGACCUUUCAUACAACCAGUUAAAUGGUUCAAUUCCUGAAAGCCUUGGCCGGCUGAAAUUAUUGCGGAUACUGAAUCUCAACGGAAACUUGCUAUCAGGAAGAGUUCCAGCCACCCUUGGGGGAAGGCCUCUCCAUGGAGCCAGCUUCAAUUUUACAGGGAAUGCAGGUCUCUGUGACAUUCCCGGACUUCCAACAUGUGGUCCUCAUCUAUCAAUUGGUGCUAAGGUCGGCAUAGCACUCGGAUCUUUGAUCGCCUUCCUCUUAUUUCUGGUCUGCUUGGUCUGCUGGUGGAAGCGAAGGCAGAACAUUCUAAGAACACAGAAAAUUGCUGCCUCAAGGGAAGCUUCAUAUGCAAAGGCAAGGACGCACUUUGGCCGGGAUGUGCAAAUGACAAAGCAUUCGCCGCAGCGAUCCCACGACCAGUCUCGCAUCGUUACUGAUGAUAGCCCGGCUUUACUCUCUUGAUUCAAAUGCUCACCCAUCGAGUAAAGUGUCAAAAUAGUCCACUGACUAUUUACAUGAAGUUCUUUUACUCUCAGAGUUUAUAGAAGUGUCAAGUUAGCCCUCAGAUUAUGUCAAUGAGAGCUAACAUAGUCUUCAUUUGGGACAAAAUUGAUACUUUUAGAAACUCUUGAGAUUAAAAUAACCCCCUGUAAAGAGUCAAGAGAUCAUUUCGACAUUUUUCUCUUUAUUGAUUAUUAUUCCACCAAUACAUUUGUUUCAUUACUUGUGUUGUGCAUUUUGUAGAGUAUAAACUGGUGAUUUCUGCUCAUCCUUUUACUUGUGCAGAAGACAUUUUUGAGUGAAGAUGUGGAAAGUGGGCAGCAGAGUGGCUUUGCAUAUGCGCUCACAAUUUGUCUUAGAAUAUACAGGAUGUUUGGUAAUGGGAAGUAUGAAUAGAUUUCAUUGAAUUCUUCUCUUGGUCACAUUCAUUAUAGGAACUAUGAGUUGAUGAGUCGGGCAUGCUAUUAUGUUCGCGAGUCGCCAGAAUUGGCCAUUUGGUAAUUUUCUACUGAUGUUAUUUUUAUCUCUAAACAUUUAAUAUUUGCAAAGGGGGACUUUGCAAAAU
Phalaenopsis equestris is the source of this 2744-nucleotide messenger RNA. RefSeq names its product putative leucine-rich repeat receptor-like serine/threonine-protein kinase At2g14440. The coding region runs from base 245 to 2140 and encodes 631 amino acids. The transcript is spliced from 9 exons. NCBI's taxonomy places the organism in Eukaryota, Viridiplantae, Streptophyta, Magnoliopsida, Asparagales, Orchidaceae. Gene Ontology annotation, molecular function: protein binding. The record is from RefSeq and is a predicted model, not a curated record.